Prorocentrum cordatum is the source of this 1650-nucleotide messenger RNA. Lineage: Eukaryota; Dinophyceae; Prorocentrales; Prorocentraceae. The record is from the annotation of a GenBank genome assembly.
AUGACACCUCCCGAGGACUCCGCCUACUACUUGCAUGACGGUAACUUCUACAGCGGUUACGCCUGCAGCAUCCAGCAGUACGACGAGACCAAGGAGGAGGACGAGCUGAUCGCGUUGGAGAUCCCAGUUAACAGCGAGCACGAAUUCAUGAACUACUUCGAGGACCCGAGCAACUUCUUGGCUUCGCAGGCUCGCAAGGGCCGGGUGGAGGUCUCAUGCAAGAAGGCAACGCCAGAAGAGAAGCAGAUGCUACUUGAAGCCCAGCAGAAGGAGGGCACCUCCGUUCUCAGCACCAUGGCCGCAAGGAGGACGAGGCACUGCAGUUUCAAGCCGAUGUACGGGUUCGUGCACGCACCUCGGAAGAGCUGGCUACAUGUCAAAGAGACGCUCAACGAGCUCAAGCUUGAGGCCAUCCAGUGCGAGCCCUGCGUCUGGGUCAUCAGGGACGACGACGGCAAGCUGAUCGGCAUGGUCAUUAUACACGUAGACGACAUGAUGAUCGCCGAAGACCACACUAACAAGUUCUUCCUGCAGGACCGGAAGGAGAUUCAACAAGCUUUCGAAUGGACGCCCUGGGAGAGCAAGGCCUUCGUUCAAUGUGGAGUCAGCAUCCGACAGAACGACGAUUUCACGUGCAGCCUCGCCCAAGACACCUACAGCAUGAACGUGGCGCCGAUUCCUGUCAAGCGCGGCAGGAAGCCUACAGAUGGAGUUUCCGAUCGAGAACGAUUUGGAGAAAGCGGGCGUCUGGGCACAUUAGGCUGGAGGGCGCAGCAGUCAGCUCCCUGGCUCAGCUCCGAAGUGUCACUAAUACAAGCCGAGAUUCCAACCGCGACGGUCUCCACGAUGCAGAAGAUCAACCAGAUCAUCCGCACCACGAACGACACCGCUGACGUCACCAUGGUCAUAACUGCAAUCGAGAAGCUGGCAGUUGUCGGCUGGGGCGACGCCGCAUGGGCAGCCCGGAUCACAGGAGAAUCCCAAGGAGGCGAGAUGAUCGUGCUGGCACCGCUAUCGUUUCUAGAUGGAUAUACCGAGACAGUGGCGCCGAUUUCCUGGAGAUCAUGCAAGUUGCCACGCGUUGCCAGAAACAGUGCGAGUGCCGAGGUGCAGAUGAUGACGGAGACGCUCGACGAGAUCAGCUACGUGCGACUUUUCAUCUACGAGCUAGAGUGCGGCUCCGUGGACUACACCAACAAGCAGGCCGUGAACGACGCCAUCUCAACCUGCCCUGGAGUCCUGGUCACAGACGGGAAGUCUGGGCACGACGCCAUCGAGAAGAGCGAGUGUGCUGGACUAGGUCUUCGAGACAAGAGGACCAGUAUCGAGUGCCUGGGCAUCUGGCAGCAAAGGCAGCAAACGGGGCUCCAAAUUCGCUGGGUUCACAGCGACGCGAUGCUGGCCGCCGGGCUUACGAAGGACCGCGCUGCCAAGGCCCUGCUGGAGUUCUUCAGAAGUGGGCAGCGCUGGCGGUUAGUGGACCAUCCUCUGCAUCGGUCAACACGCAAACGCAAGUCCGAGGGCAUCGACAAGCUAGACCACGGCACACCGCUGGAUCCCGACAUUGCCCUGAAAGCCCUGGUGUACUUCUCACGCGACGACGAGUCCCAGCAGGCUGGACCUGCCGGACAUGAGGCCCUCUGGGGCCGG